Molecule: messenger RNA, 1822 nt
Organism: Chara braunii
Lineage: Eukaryota; Viridiplantae; Streptophyta; Charophyceae; Charales; Characeae
Source: the annotation of a GenBank genome assembly
GGUAAGUGCUCCAUGGUCACCAUCAAGAGGUAGAGAAGGUCAUGAAUGCGGCCAAUGGCAGUUGGGCAAGGUUUAGAGAUGGCAUUCAGCGCAAGUAUCGGUUGGGCGAUGGAUUGUUGACCACCACAAACCUUGAAGCCAUGAAUAAGGAUGACUUCACUACAAUAGGAACGUUUGUGCAAGAGUUCAAGAAAAUGGCGAGGAAAGUUCAUGGGAUCUCAGAAGAGGCGCAAUGUGCCAUCUUUCUAGGGCUGCUUACCGCAUCAGAGGCCUCAGAAUUAACGAGCCAUGGAGGGGGCAAUGCGAAGCUUACCUGGGCCACUAUUGAUAAGGGAGUGGAAGAUGGGAGCCUGGACCAGGUAGAGCAGCAUCAGAUGCGCUUGCAGAGGAGGAAGAGAAAGGAAAGGGGCACCACUGCAUCUGGAACCCCAGGGGUCAAAAGGAUUGUUACCGACGUGCUUGCGGAAUUGGGCUAUGGCAAGGAUACCGAGGCACCUCCUCGGAAGGGACCCGAGCCUCAGUGUAGGAAAGAAGUGGUAGAGGUCCCUGAAGAGGAAGAGGAAGAGGAUGAUGAUGCGGAGGACGAGAGGCUCCGACAAGAGGAGGAUCGGCGGACGGAAUUAAGGGCCAAGAAAAGAGGGAUUCGGGAGGAAGCUGAGCCAAGCCAGCAGGACGACGUGCCCAAGAAAAAGAAGUACGCAGUCCAGCUAGAAGAGGGCUUUAAUGUGGAGAGAAUGGUGGACAGGCUCCUCGAAGGUCAUAACGUCCUCAUGAACUUGAGGGAUAUUCUGGCCUGCCCCCCGAGAUUCCGAGAUGGUUUGAAGGGACUGUUAUCUCGGAGGUUAUUACCCAGUGUCCAUCUGAGUACGAUCCUGCCAAGGGAGGUAGGAUGGACAGAAGCCGGAACGAGGAUGACCUGGAAAUGUGCGACGUGCGGGUUGGUGGAUUUAGUGGUGAAGGAGAAGAAGUGUGUUGCAAUGAUGGACACAGGAGUCGAGAUGAACAUCAUCAAGGAAAGGGAUGCCCUCAUGCUUGGAUUGGAGAUUGACCGGGCGGAGCAUGGCAUAUUGCAUGGAGCUAAUUGCAAGGCAGUUUUUUGUGGCAUGGCAUCCAAUGUGAUAAUAGAAAUUAGUAAGGUACGGGCGAGGACUUGCUUCUUUGUCAUGUCGGACGUCGAUCACCCUAUCCUCCUGGGAAGGUUGUUCAUGUGCAGGACAGAGACUUCGAUCUUCAAUAAGCACGAUGGGACGAUGAUACUGCUCAUGAGUGAUCCAGCUUGUGGGAACUAUGAAGUUAUCACCUGCCGGAACACGGGGUCAGAGAGCGAGCGGAAUAGGCCUAAUCCCGACUCGUUCACCUUUGUAGCAUCGGAGAAUGAGCGGAGGAGGCUUUGGGAAGAGCACGUGGAGGAAGGAAGAGCAGAGGUGUUGUCGCUAAGCCUCACAGAUGUAAAUAAGGCUAUGGAGAUAGUGGCGACAUGAGAUGGCGGAUCCGGAGGCGAUCAAAGUGUUGAGGGAGCAAGUUUUGGAAAACCCUCAAGUGAGGGAAGUGGAGUUGAUCUAUCGACUUCCCGGGGGAAGAGGAGGCCCUGCGAUGGUGCAAGCGCAAACAACAAGCCGGCCUUUUUUAGGGGACGGCUUAAGCAGGGCUCCCAAAGGCGGUACAAGACGAUAAAUAAAAAGUGUCGCCCUGUUCCCGUGCUCAUUACAGAAGAUGAGGAAGCAUACUACGGGCAGGAACGAGGAUUGAUACGGCUUAUGCGAGAACAGGCGCUGAAUGGUCCAUGCCGUAUCAAUAAGGAAAAUGAAGGGAAGCUGAUAGU